Cicer arietinum (chickpea) is the source of this 1837-nucleotide messenger RNA. RefSeq names its product putative cyclin-A3-1. Gene Ontology annotation, molecular function: cyclin-dependent protein serine/threonine kinase regulator activity. NCBI's taxonomy places the organism in Eukaryota, Viridiplantae, Streptophyta, Magnoliopsida, Fabales, Fabaceae. Gene Ontology annotation, biological process: mitotic cell cycle phase transition. The record is from RefSeq and is a predicted model, not a curated record.
AAUCCGAAAAGCGGGCGGGAACAGCGGCCACUGGAAAAUAUUCGAACACGCGCUUCCGCUUCAAAAUCUCCCAAACACCACACAUCACUGCAAAUAUUUCCAAUCACCCCGCCUCAACUCAACCAAAAAAAAAAAAAAACCAUUCUCAUGCGUCCUUUCUUAAACCCUCAUUUUGCCUCUUCUUUCCAUUCUCUUCUAAUAACAACUUCUUCUUAAAAACUUCUCAAUGGCUGAUCAAGAUAACUCCACGCGCCGUCCCCAACGUGAAGCAAAGAAAAGAGCAGCCGCUGCAUUAUGCGAACAACGAAAAAAGAAGCGCGUCGCUCUCAGCGACUUAACAAACACUAACAACAAUAUUAACGACGUCGUUUCACAAACGGAGAAACCUGUUUCUGAUAGUCAAAAGCAGAAGAAGAAAAACGACUCUAAAUCAACUCCCGUUGAAUCUCCGGUAACGGAGAAAUCGGAAGAUCCUCAGUUAUGUGGGACAUACGUUUCCGAUAUUUACGAUUACCUUCGUAAAUUGGAGGUUGAUCCUAGUAAAAGACCGUUACAUGAUUAUAUUCAGAAAAUUCAGAGGGAUAUUAGUGCUAUUAUGAGAGGUGUUCUUGUGGAUUGGUUGGUUGAAGUUUCUGAGGAAUACAAGCUUGUUUCAGAUACUCUUUAUUUUUGUGUUUCUUACAUCGAUAGGUUUCUAUCAUUGAAUGAUUUAAGUAGACAGAAGCUUCAAUUACUCGGUGUUUCUUCAAUGUUAAUUGCUUCGAAAUACGAGGAGAUAAAGCCACCUGAGGUGGAGGAUUUUUGUUACAUUACCGACAACACAUACUCCAAAGAAGAGGUUUUGAGCAUGGAAGCUGAUAUAUUGAAGUCUUUGAAAUUUGAAUUGGGUGGCCCUACAAUAAAGACAUUUCUAAGAAGAUUUACUAGAGUUGCUCAAGAGGGCGUUGAUGCUUCUGAGUUGCAGUUUGAGUUCCUUUGCUGUUACCUUGCUGAGCUCAGUUUGUUGGAUUAUAAUUGUGUAAAGUUCUUGCCUUCUAUGGUGGCCGCAUCAGUUGUAUUUCUAGCACGAUUUAUGUUAAGCCCGAAGACUCAUCCUUGGAAUUCAGUGCUCUAUCAACUCACCAGAUAUAAACCUGCUGAAUUGAAGGAAUGCGUUCUAAACUUACAUGACUUGUAUCUUAGUAGGAAAGGGGGUACGUUGCAAGCUGUGAGAGAUAAAUACAAACAACAUAAGUUCAAAUGUGUGGCAACAACACCCUCUCCUCCGGAGAUAUCUCUUUCUUAUUUUGAAUUUAGAGGGGCAGAUCCUUAGGCAAUUCGGUCUUUGAUUUUUCUUGCUAUAGUUCUUAGUUUCAACUAUGGGUUGAGGCAUGAGCAAAAGAGUCUACUAACAUUGAAGAUUGAAGUGAGUUGCUGAUGCUGAGUGAGGGGCUUGCCAUGAAAUACUAUGGCAUUUAAUGUAUCAAUUGUUGGUCUCACUGACUUUAUGACUGAAUUCAUGUAUGGCACAAUAUUAUUCCUGUUAGUUUUGAAUUAGGUUUUCUUUUUAACAAUUUAGAGAUCUCUUUGCAAGAGUUCUUUCAAGGAGUUUUGAUCUUUUAUUUCCAUGUAAAGGGUAGUGUUAGAGGUUUUCAUCCUAAUUUUUCCAUUCUAUGGUGUCCUUGCUCUGAUUGCAGAAAUCAAAUUAUUGGUGACAAAAAAUGUUGGAUUGAUGACAGUACCACAGUUGCUUGCGUUAGUUUAUUUUUCUACCUUCUGUUGUCCCAGCAAAUGUCAUUGUAUAACAUUAUUGUUAAUUUUUGCUCAAUUUUGUAUAGUGAAAAUUUCUCACGUCUCA